AUGUCGGGUUCUAAAUUGUUGGACCUCGUUAAGUUAUUGCUAAACAAUCACCUUCCUAAAGAUGACACCCUACUACAAAACCUUCUAACUAUAUUGCCUAAUUAUUUUCUAACUAGAAGAGAUGUGGCAGACGAGAUAAUUGACGUUUUCAAAUACCUAGACCCGGAUCAAAUGGUGAAAAAUCUACAGCCAUCAAUAAUUAGCUUCUUGCUACAGUUACUUGGGCAAAGCUGUGAAACAUUCGACAAAUGCAUUGUUCUCUUUAAAGCCGACAGACAUUUCGUUCGUCGACAGGCCGCACAGCUCUUAAAACAGUACAUCCCUAUUUUAAUUUCAUCUUCCGGGGACAAGACUAACAAGGCUAACAAUGAUCGACUACUUGAGAGUUUACUGGCGCACAUUAAUUCAGGUUUAGUUACGGGGGUCUCAGGUUAUAGCGAUGUACAGGCAGCUAUGGAGUUACUAGAUAUCAUUUAUGACUGCCCGAACAGCAAGGAUAACCUUAUUUUGCAAAAAUUUAAUUUCUGUAGCGCUUCAUUAGAAGUUAUAAAGAAUAUGAAACCAGAAAACAUUGAUGACAUUUUUAACUACCUGGAUAUAACUGUAAAAUCACCUCAGCCGGAGCAAGAUACGCUACAGUUAAUUAUAAAAUUAAUUACUCAAUUAAUAAAUAAUGACGAUGGUGGUGAAAGUAGGAGUGGUGAUGAUGGUGAUAUACACCACAUACACACACACGUCAACUUUGGCGGCUUCCGAGAGGGGAUUGGUCGCCGUAACACAAAUGGUUGUGGUAGAAAGGAUGAGGAUGGUGGUAGUGGUAGGAAGCAUAAGGCGAUGAUAUUGUGCUCUUGGCUAUUGAAAAGAAGUGACUUUGGUCAGUAUAUCGACCUCCAACAUUACCUCCUAAGUCCACUGACGACUCUGAUGGCUAAAGCAGCCACGACACUUGCGGCACAAAAACGCCUCUUCAGUCGCUGUAACAAUAAUAAUAAUAGUAAUAAGAACAAUAAUAUUAAUAAUAAUAACAAUACUAGUAAUGACAAUAAUAAUAAAUAUAGCGAAAGAAAUAAUAUUUGCGUCAAGAUAAAUACAAAUAAUAAUGAGAAUGAUGGUGGAAAUAUCAGUAGUGAUGCGGUUCUUGCCUGCUUGAGGCUCACCAGCAACGCGAUAAAGAAAUUUAACCAUCUUGAGUUAAUCAUGACUCUCUGCACCAACUUUAUCAAUAUCUUCUUUGCAAACGAUGAGAUGAAGAAUAAUUCUUCAUCGUCACCAUCAUCAGACUCUCCCCCACCACCAUCAUCACCACAUAUUCCGAAAAAAAAAACAUCAUCAUCAUCCACUCCACUUUUUACGUCAUCAUCAUCAAGACCACCGCGUUUUUCGUCAUCAUCACAACUUCCUGUUACGUCAUCAUCAUCGUCACAGCCUAUAUCGUCAGAAUUACCGCCACCAUCAUCAUCGUCACCAUCUUUUCCGUUAAUAUCACCAUCAUCAUUGCGAGCUUGUAAGUCAUCAUUAUCAAGACCACCGCCUUUGUCGUUUUCAUCAUCAUCAUCACCACCACCACAACAACAACUUCCUGUUUCAUCAUUAUCAUCACAACCUCCUGUUGCGUCAUCAUCAUCACCACAACCACAACAACUGAAUUUGAAACACUUGUUAGCCUCGUUAGACGUUCUGUGUGGGACAUUCGAGUGUGAGAGGACCUGUUUUAAAAAUGAACUUAAUCUCUAUAGUCGAGCCAGAGAUACAAUCGCGAGUCUGUUGCAGAGGUACAGCAGAGACCAGAGGGUAGUCUACAAGUCUUUGCUGUGCCUCGAGAAGAUCCUCAUCGCGCUCAGUCUCACAAUCAUACACGAAACAAUUCACUAUAAUAAAUUUAAAUAUAAUAACAAUAAUAAUAACAGCAAUAAUAACAAUAAUAAUAAUAUAGAUGAUGAUAUAGUUAUUAGCGGCGCUGAUGUAAUCACAGGUGAUAUUAAAAUAAUCCUGAUUCAACUGCUUGGAAGCGACAUCUGGGACCUGAGGGAUUCCGUGAUAUCCUUCGUUGGCCAACUCUUUGCGUCAGAUUUCGUACCAUUAUCCUUGACGAUGACGUCAUUUCAGCUUCACAAAUUGUUAGAAUGUUCGUUGAACGACGAAGAGGAAUACGUCAGGAGUUCCGGACUUAAGGCCCUGGCCAUUUUGAUUGAUAGAAUAUUAAGGACAAUGACCAAGAUGUGCUUACGAAGCCAUGAAAUUGAUAAAAAUUUCGAUAAGUCAGCUGGACACGAUUACAUAGUGACGUUGGUCGAAAAGGUCGCCCGCACAUCCCUGGCCGACGAAGAGGCCGUAGUUAGGAGAUCGGCCGUCGCCCUGAUUAGCGAAUACGUUCUCAUGUCAAUGACACACUCAGACAGGAUAAAACCAUCGGAUUCGAACCAGGACACUUCUGACUUGGUAGCAUCAAAACCGCCGAUGAGUGAUCUCCACAUCCAGUUAAUCACACGUCUACUGAAGGUUUUAAGCAACGAUUUAGACUGGGAAGUUAAGGUGUCGGUGUUGAACUUUCUAAAAUCUCUCCUAUGCUACCAUUUUUCUACCCCCAUGAAUCGAAAUUUUGAGGUCACGGUCGGAGUUCAAGAGUUGCAGAAAGUUCAUCCUAUCGACCCGAUUAUAAACUCCAUUCUGGUGUCCAUCAUCGGAAGUUUGGACGACUGCGACUCCAUAGUCGAGGCGAAAUCAAAGGAAGUUUUAGGCGCCUUCCAUGAGUAUUCAGUUGCAGAUAUGAUCCCGCCGCGAAUCAAAGCAACUCUGGACGAAGCAUUUUCUCUCAUCUUGAGACGUCGAACAAAUUUGGAAGCCAAAGUUUGCGAAAAAGUGAUCGAACAAGCUAAAAAGAAACCCACCACAGAAAGCAAUAAUAAUAAUAAUAAUAUGGACGCUAAUGAUGAUAAUGAUAAUAGUUUCCGUGUAAAUUCACUUUUAGAAGACGCACUGAGGAGCUUAGAGUCGCCGGAAGAGCAGCGUUUGCGUCGGAAUAAGCAGCUUGUGGCUGUAGCCAUGUUUAAUGAUGAUGAUGAUAAUGAUCAUGAUGAUGGGUGGAGUACUGAUGGUGAUGAAGAUGAUUUUACAAGCCUGGAUUGUUACAAUUGAUUCCGAUUGGCUUAUUAUUUCCAGCCUUCAUAGGACUGUUGUUUCCGCGUUUGUUUAUUGUAAUAACGUUGUAAAGGGCGCAAUGUUGGUUUAUUUAUUUAUUGACGUACUCUUUUGAAAUGACGUCACACCUACAAGAUAAACAAAGCUUGCUUCUGGGUUUUUCACUUUCAUUUUGAAGAAAAAUAAACAAAUUGUAAUACGUUGCGA
Molecule: messenger RNA, 3345 nt
Organism: Helobdella robusta
Lineage: Eukaryota; Metazoa; Annelida; Clitellata; Rhynchobdellida; Glossiphoniidae
Exons: 12
Coding region: 1-3135 (1044 amino acids)
Biological process (GO): cell population proliferation; positive regulation of protein phosphorylation; DNA damage response
Cellular component (GO): nucleus
Source: RefSeq, a predicted model, not a curated record